Molecule: messenger RNA, 7566 nt
Organism: Cladocopium goreaui
Lineage: Eukaryota; Dinophyceae; Suessiales; Symbiodiniaceae
Source: the annotation of a GenBank genome assembly
AUGGCGCUUGCUCUGGUCUAUGAUCGACCCAAAGAGAAGCAACGCAAAGAGUUCCUGCUGGGCCUCAACGAUAUCAGCAGUGAGGCAAAGAAGAGGGCAUUGGCUUUGACAACCUCCCAGGACGAGGAAGACAUUGACGAGCCAUUGCGGAGAUUAAGGCGUUCAGUGCUAAUCUGGAAAGAUGGUCCUUCGCCUGAUUCAGACUUUGAGCCCCAGGAAGCUGCCAACCAUGCAGCAGAUGCCGGGAUCAGCUCCACGAGUUCCACGGGAAGGAGUUCCAAUGAGGCCGUCCCCAUCACCCUAUGCCGUGGCUUUCAUGCCUGGCGGCUUCUGACCAACAGCACCUUUGUGGGCGAGCGACUGUCCAAGGCAAUGUGCUCCAUGCGCCACAAGGAGCUUGGCAGACAGGAAGCCCAUCAAAUAUUCCUGGCAUGGAACCUCACUGCCUUGCAAUUACAAGCCAGCCAUCGUUUACUUCAGGCACGGGCAUCUGCCCGAUCGCAUCAACUUCAGAUGCACGUGCUUGGUGCCGUCUUCAGUGACUGGAGCCGAGAAGCACAAGUGGCAUCACGUCGGCAGCUUCGAGUGAAUGCCCAGGAGGAACUGUGUACAUCCGUCGUCCUGGCAACGACCUUCGCAGCAUGGAGGCAUGCAACCCUCCGGUCUGGAACCAUAAUUGGUUUGCUUCAGGUGACUGCAUCACGUCGUGCACGGGAUGACCAGAUGCAAGUGCUUGGUGCCGUUUUCAGUGGCUGGAGUCGAGAAGCAGAAGUGGCAUCACGUCGGCGUAUUCGAGCGAAUGCUCAAGAGGAGCUAGCUCCCUCCUUCCUGAUGGCAAUUACCCUCGCAGCAUGGAGGCAUGCAACCCUCCGGUCUGGAACCAUAAAUGGUUUGCUUCAGGUGACUGCAUCACGUCGUGCACGGGAUGACCAGAUGCAAGUGCUUGGUGCCGUUUUCAGUGGCUGGAGUCGAGAAGCAGAAGUGGCAUCACGUCGGCGUAUUCGAGCGAAUGCUCAAGAGGAGCUGGCUCCAUCCAUCCUGUUGGCAACCACCCUUGCAGCAUGGAGGCGCUUGACUUCCAAGACCGUUGUGGGAGACAAGGUCUCCAAGGCAACCUGCAUCAUGCACUGGAAGGAGCUUGACGGACAGGUUUUGCUGUUGAUAUUCCUUGGUUGGAGACGUGCAAUGCUUCAGUCUGGAGCCAUCAACCGUCUCCUGCAGGUGCUCGGUUCGCAGGGUGAGGCCUCGUUCCUGCUGGCCCUCUUGCAGGGAUGGCAUGCUGCUGCAUGCCACGCACGGGCCAAGCGAGACUCCUUGAAGGCAGUUGCUGGCCUCCGAGCAAGACACCUGGGCAGACAGGCAACGCUGCAUGUCUUGACCUCUUGGUGGCACCUGGUGAGCACUUCCCAGCAACAAGUGAAAGUGGAGGGCACUCAAAACGCACUUCGAGCUGCCACCAGCAUUGCUGUGCUCGCUGCCACGUGGAGCGCCUGGAGUCGAUUGACCCAGGUGGUGCGGUGGCGCCUGCACCGGGUGAAUGCUCAGGAGGAACUCGUCACAUCUUUCUUGCUGGGAGCGAUUCUAGCUGCUUGGCGUCGCUUAUCUUCCAAGUCCAUGGCAGGGAAGAGACUUGCCAAGGCAAUGAGCUCGAUCCGCAAAGAGUUUCACGGCGAGGUGCUUCGGCUGACGCUCAGCGCGUGGAACCACGAAACGCAGCGAUCAUUGCGGCAGCGGGUAACACUUCACCAGGCGGCUUUCCAGGAAGCGCCCUUGGUGCCGGCCCAGUGGGAGGAGAUCCCUUCCAGGCAGCGGCGCCCAGGCACUGUAUCAUUGCAUCAAUGCUUCCAUGCUUGGAAACAAGGAACCAUGCUCCUGGGAUCGAAGAUUAUACACUGUAUGGAGUGGAUGUGCAAACCAAGCGCUAAGACCGUGCUUCGUGCCUGGUUCAUCCAGUGCCUCGUCAAAGUCCACAAGGCCUUGGUGCGAACGUCGGUGCGUGCGUCCAUUACGUCGGCCGUGAUGUCAGCGUGGAAGUUGCUUUGCUUCACCUCCAGCUUCAUCCGGAACAUGCAAAAGGCCACAGCUGAUGCAGGGUAUCAGAAGGACUGUGCAGAGAUUUUGUCGACCGUGCUCCGCGAAUGGCUGGCACAGAGCAAACCAAAGCAGGCUGAGAUUGAGCAGCUGUCCCUGGCCGCGGUGUUUUCCGGAUGGAAGCUAGUUUGCUCUGCAUCUGGUUUCCUGCGCAAAGUGAACCAGGCAGCAGCUGAUGCCAAAUACCAGAAGCUUUGCUCAGAAACCUUGUCCACAGUGUUCAACAUGUGGGCCGAAACAACCAAAGAGUCCGCAGCUGCCGCCGUGAGCACUCAACAAAUUGCAAAGCAGGCUGAGAUUGAGCAGCUGUCCCUGGCCGCGGUGUUUUCCGGAUGGAAGCUAGUUUGCUCUGCAUCUGGUUUCCUGCGCAAAGUGAACCAGGCAGCAGCUGAUGCCAAAUACCAGAAGCUUUGCUCAGAAUUUCUCGCCGAUGUGUUCAGCGAAUGGAUGGUAAUGACCCACGAAGCUAGCGUCGGUGCUCAGUACAGCCAACCCGUGGCGAGACAGGCCAAAAGGAAAGGAGCAUUGCUGGCGGCAGCGUUCUCUGCUUGGCGGAUGUUAUCUACUGAGCUGCUUGCGAGUCGCCGGGCAUCUUGUGCGUUGCUGGGAUUCUAUCAUUCCAUGGCAGCACUUUUGGACAGUGUGGACCACGGUUUUCUCCGGUUGGUUUGGUGUCGAUGGGCCAUGCAUGCAGAUGCCAAACUACGGUUGUCACAGAGAAGCGCAAAGGCCACAUCUUUGUUGGCCAGCGCCCUUGGCAGCGAAAUCAUGGGGCACGUUUUUCUGGGAUGGCGCGAAGCCACCAACGUCGCCAAGGUGAAGGCCGUUGCGUCACAAGAUGUGCGAUUGGGCAGGCUUAGAAUCAGUGAGCAUUGGAUCAAUGUGCUGGGAAGGGCCACCGUGAGCGAUUUGUUCCUCGCCUGGCGCUUCGCACACCGGCAGGGAGUGCUGUAUGAUCGCACUGUUGGCAGCGCAUUUGCAGCAGUGAUUCGCAGCCGCCAUAUUGCCAUGUCCCUGGUUUGCUUCACCCGCUGGCGCCAUGCACGUGAGGGUGCAGAGACAGUGCAGGAUCCCAAGGUUGGGAGGGCUGCAGCAUACAGGCAAGGAGCUUGCAAGGCAGCAUCAUUCCUCCUCGAACCUGGGUCAGAUCACUUCAAGUUUCUUGCUUUUGAAGGAGGUGACCCCUUGCACUACAUGGCACGACUGACUCUGACGUCCUGGAAGUGUUUGGUCUUUAAGUCCACGAUGCAUGUGGCGACGGAUUUCGCUUCCACAAAGCUGCGAAAGAAGUCUUACUUCUUUGUGUGGAAGGCCAUGGCACAACAACUGAAUGCUGUUCACUUCCUAGAGGCGCAGAGCAAGCCUGACUUGCGAAUCUUCUUGGCAGCAUGGAAGCUGGGUAGCGACAACCAGAUUCUUCGUCGACAGUUGCGGGAUGGAAUGGAGAUCGCUGUUGCGUGCACCUCUGCUGCGCUGAAGCAAGGCUACGCCUUGCUACUGCAGCGAGCUUGGGACGCCUGGGUUGGACAGGUGGAGGGAUUGCCUGCGACCCUGGCACGGCAUGGCACGUGCAGCUUGCCAUUGUGCACCCUCAAAGCGUCCUGGUUCAGAGAGGACCGUCAAUUCCAGCGAGCCAUGCUUCUUGCUUGGCAUAAAGCUGUGCUUGUCGAAGCUUUGCCAGCAAAGCUGGCACAGUGUACUAGCACGUUGCCAAUGUUGCCGCUGAAAUCAUCAUGGCUCAGAGAGGAUGUGCAGCUCCAGAGAGCUAUGCUUUUUGCUUGGCAUAUGGCUGUUCUGGUGUCCGCCUAUGCAUCGGAUUUGCGCUUGCUGCAGCAGCGGCUGGAAUCCGCAUCAUCGCAUAUUUUUCGCGUAAAGAGCGCUCAGCAGGCAGAACAAUUGGAAGCAUCUUUGCGCUGCUUGUUUCUUUGCUGGCGAGUUGCUGCGUUGCAAUCUUCACAGGAACAGCACCUUGGCAGCAUGGAAGGCCAAGAGCCAUGCUAUGUGGAGGCCACGUCGGAGUCAUCCAGCAGCGGCCUGUCAAGGACUUCACAGUUGGUGGCCUUGAGACAGGUGCUAAAUGCCUGGCACCGCGCUUGUGCACAGGAUGAGCAUGCGUUGGAGGAUGAGCGCAGUUUCAUGCUUCGCGAGUUGAACAGGCUUCAAGAGGAAAGUAGGCACCGCGCUAUUGACAUGCUUGAUGUGAUGGCUCUGUCUCGAGAGGCCGUUGCUUUGACCGCAGAGGCUGGUGCUGUGAGGCUCUCCGAGUGUUUGCCUUCACUUGCCUCCCUUCAUGUGGUUCCAAGUCUGGCUCAUGGUGUUCUGACAUGGAGGCCUUUAGGCCCAACUACCUUAGGUCCAGCUGGGCCCCGUUUCCGAUGCGAAAAGCCUGCUUGCGUCCGUGCCACUCACAGUGGUGGCGGAGCCAUGGAAGGUCCUGGUUCUGAAGGGGCGAUGCCCGUCUAUAGUGGUGGUAAGGAACCACCUCCACCUAGCUGGGAUGGAACAGACCCAGGUCUGAUGAUGGCCACGUUUGAGAAAAAUGUGAAGCUAUGGGAGUUUGAGUCGGAGCUUGACGCUUCGAAAAGAGGAGUUCGCUUGCUCAGGAACCUGACGGGCGUUGCCAGAGCAGUGGCCGAUACGUUAGAGUUUGAGCAGGUGGCAACUGAGCGAGGUGUAGCCAACAUCAUGGCAGCCUUGAAGACUCACUUUGCCCCCCACAUGGAAGUGAGCCUUCCCCGCGCCUUUGAGCGGGCAGUGUAUGGGCAGCCGCGAAGCAGUCGAGAAUCCAUGCAGGAGUACUUGAUCCGGCAAGAGCGAAACUUUCACUUGUUGGAGAAAGAGGGCUUGAAGAUGGACGAGACGGCUGUUGGCUACAUCGUCUACAGGCAGGCGUCACUGACUGAAAGUCAGGAGUUGAAGUUUUCGGCUUGGAGUGAAGGCCGAUAUGACUUGAAAACUGUCCAGAAGAACUUGCGCAAAUUAGAAAAGGUCGUGCAAGAGCACAAGGACCGAGCAAAGGGAUCUGCUGCCUUUGUCAUGGAUGAUGAGCACGUUGAUGUAGAUGAAGAGUUUGACUUUUUGGAUGAGAGCAACGACCAGUAUGUUUUCAUCGAGGAGUCCGAAGCGAAUCAGCUUUGGGACGAAGCAGAAGUUCAAGUAGCUCUUGCAACAUACCAAGAAGUCAGGAAAGCCAUCCAGACUCAGCAGAAGAAUCGGCAGUACUACAAGUCAGCACAGCGGGGCCCAUCUGGGUUCAAGAGUUUCAUGAAGGGCAAGAAGAAGAUCUCGAUAGAGGAACUGAAGCUCCGCACAAAAUGCGGGCGUUGCGGUUUGGUUGGUCACUGGGCAAAGGAGUGUCGAAAUGAGCCGGAUAGCAAAGGUAGGCAAUUUGCAGCUGCUUCGUCCGGAAGGGCAUCGGCAUCCAGUGCUCCGUCAGACCCACUGGAACCAGUUGAUAUGAGGGGCACUAGUUUUUGUUUUGUAGCGGCCAAUCAUUUUGACGGCACGCCUGUGAGAGAGAGCUGUGCCAGUGAGACACCAGAGAACUUCGGUGAGUUUUUCGUUGGUUUGACCACGGCACCAUGCCUUGGAGUGGUUGACACAGCUGCGCAAGACGGCCUGAUUGGCAGCAAAGCGCUUGAGAGGCUAAAAGAACAUCUGUCAAAUUGCGGUUUGCAGGUCAAGUGGACGGGGAAACAGGCAAAAGCUCAUGGUGUUGGAGGUCAAGCAAAGGUAUUAGGCAUCAUAGCAAUUCCCUUGGGCAUAGCUGGAAGUUCAGGAAUUUUAGAAGCCACUGUUGUCGAGGGUGAGAUUCCUUUAUUGCUGCCGAUCAAGAUGUCGAGACAGUUGCGUGCAGUGAUUGAUUUGGAGCAGUCAUGUUUGAAGUUCAGUGGCAUGGAGAAGUCAGUGCCGUUGAUUGUAUUGCCAAGUGGACAUGUCGCCAUUGAGAUUUUUCAGUUUGGAGACAGUGGAUUCAGAUGUCCAGUUGAAGCUGAGCAUGCAGGAUACAGUUGCGACGACUUCCGCAACACUUUUGCCCCAAAGAACACCGCGCAGUGUACUAUGGUAGCCCCAUUGUGCGCUUCAAACUUUGCGGCACUUGGCCAUGGAGCACUUGGCAUCUCUGCGACGAAGAUUCCAGAGCCGUGCAUCCGGCGAUGUGAGCAUGGGCGUCAAGUCGCCAAGGGCCGCGUUCAAUUCGAAGAGGGCAGUGAAGCACUGGCGAGUGAUCAUCGACAAGUUGAUCGUAGUGGAAGAUUUCCUCUCGCUCGAGGAAUCGGUCAACUCAUGGUCGCCGGAGGUCACGGAGAAGCCCUAUGUGGACUAUUCUCGCGCUUCUUGCGAGCAGCUCGCAGACAUCAUCAAGUCUGCCGAGAGUCUUCCACCGUUGAAGAGCUAGACAAAGCCCAAUUUGGAGCCCGAGUGGUGCCCUCACCUGAAGGAGAAGUUGGUGGCCGGAGCGAACCAACAUGCAGCAUGGGUGUCAUGCACCGACUGCCACUCACGAUGGAAGGCACCACAGACAGUCAAGAACUUGGGCAGAUCAAAAAGCAAGCCCACGAAGUCAGAGAAGAGCCAGAGCCAAGCCACAACAGCUCAGAUAUCAGUGGAGGUGGAAGAGUUGAAGAAGGAGUUGCAGAUGAAGGAGCGACUGUUGAAGCAGAAGUCAGAGGAGCUGCAAAGUUGUCAGACCCAUGGAAAGACGAUGUUGGUGAGGAUGGAGCAGAAGUUGAAGGAGCAGAGUCGUUCCUUGGAAGUGUUGGAGCUGAUGAAGUCAGAGUAUGGCGCACUGUGGCUGGGAAAGGAGAAAUACCAGGCGGAGAAGGGAUACCACGACGGCGAGAUGUUCGUUUACGCCGAGAGGUGGUUGGAGCGACAGGAGGAGGUGCGUCGAUUGGACGAGGCCCUUCAACAGCAAGAACAGUUGGAGAAGUUACAGGAGACCGUGAGGCAAGCCAACAGUCGAAGUCGGACACGUGGGUCCAAUUGAGUGGGCCAGGCAAGCUGAAGACAAAAGUUGAAAAGCUCAGGAGAUCUGGGCAUUACGAGGUGGUGGAGGUCUAUGCGGUAGAUGGCAAUCAAGGCUAUGUCUUGGAGUCGGACGAGAUGCUUGAUUUUGAGGACUCUUGCGUUUUGAGGGUUCGACCAACAGAGAGAGGAGCUUUCGAAGAUGAAGUUCCUGAGGUGCCAGAGAGUGCUUUGCCCAAGAAAACCAAGAAGAAACUUCGAGCCGCUCACAAACACUUAGCAGACUCAGGAGUUUUUCCCGUUGCAAUCAGCGAGGUGUUCAGCCCACCUAGAAUUUCAGAGAGUGCAGCACAGAAGCGUUUGAAGGUUGGAAGAUGCUAUGAUCUUCAAACCGGGUUUGACUUGCUGAACCCUUCACAAAAACGUCAGAUGUGGGACGAGCUGGAAGAGGAUGAUCCUGAGCUGGUGACCUGUUCUCCUCCAUGCACUCCUUUCUCUCCUAUUUAA